AUGGCGUUGCUGUCAUUAUCACAACAUGGAAAAUGGUUCUACUUGGUCGCAUUUAAUGUUGUUACGGUGAUAUUGUUCAUCGUGGCAAUACAGAGUAUCUUUUUUGAUAUCGAUCCAAACAUAUGUACGAUGACCUAUAUGUUGCCGGUCUACUACUCUGUCUCUACGAACCACUCGAGAUAUCAUCUCUAUCUCUAUCGAGAGUCACACUCUGUUCUACCACUCUCUUCACUCACCAAAGACAACUCUAAUCUAAACCUCGUCUCAACAACAGACUCGACUGUUGUAAACAAUCUUUUAAAUAGUAAUAAUAAUAAUAAUAAUAUAAAUAGUAAUAAUGCUGCUGCUUCAAGCAGUAGUAGUGGUGGUAGUGGAAAUAAUGGUAAUGCAAAUAAUAAUGCUGGUGUUUCUUCGACCACACUUUCGACUUUAAAUAGUAAUAGUAAUAAUAAUCAGAAUCCAAUAGGUGGAACGACACCUAAUGCACCGGCAUAUGCUGGUAAUACAAUUAGUAGGCUUGGUAAACCACUGAGGGGUGUACCUGUUCUCUUUAUACCGGGAAAUAGUGGUAGCUACAAGCAGAUAAGAUCGAUCGGUGCAGAGGCAUUUGCACAUAUCAACAGAAGAGAAUCAUCGUCGAAUCCAUUCGAAAUAGAGAAUCCAAACAAAAACAAAAAGAAAAGAAAGCCACAACAGGAGCACUACUACAACGAACUCGACAUAUUCACUCUGGACUUUGAAGAGGAACUCUCUGCAUUCGGUGGUGAUGUGAUGUUUGAUGAAGCGGAAUACGUCAACGAUUGUAUCAAAGUAAUAUUGGAUCUUUAUCACAAUCAACCGAGUGAUCCUGAUAAAGCAAAGCCAAGUUCAGUAAUAUUAAUAGGUCAUAGUAUGGGUGGAAUUGUAGCUAGAAUGAGUGUAUUACUACCAAAUCAUAUCUAUGGAAGUGUUACUACGAUAAUAACAUUGAAUACUUCACAUAGAAAUGCACCGAUCUACUCGCAUCAAUCGACAUCUCAUUUCUAUCAUGAACUGAAUCGUCACUGGAGCAAUUCAAUUCAACCAAAACACUUUGAAUUCAAUGAAAAAGGUGAACCAACAAAUCUACCUCCAAUUGUUAUUUCAAUAGGUGGUGGACACAGAGAUACUUUGAUUCGAUCGGAACUGACUUCGUUGAAUGGUAUCGUCAGUGCAGAGAGAAGUUUCUCAGCGAUUACCACCUCGAUUCCCGAUGUUUUGAUGGAGACAGAUCAUCAAUGUAUUCUUUGGUGUAAUGAGGUCGUUGUUUCGUUGGUCGAGGGUCUGCUGACACUCGCCCACCCUCUGACCAAGCAGAACACUUAUGCUCCACGUGAACGACUGGAAAUACUUCGUUCACAGCUACACAGUCACGUCCCUGAGAUUCUGGGAUUCACACCGUUCGUAGACCAACAACGAUACAUGGCAACAAUGAAGCAGACUAUCAAGAUCGACACUGAAUCACUCACCGACAUUGCCAAGAAGAUCGACUAUGAGACGUCGCCAAUGGUCACGCUACUUCACCGUCCGUCACUCGCCUAUCAAUACCAAGCGAAUCAACGUGUGACAUCGUCUUCAUCGCCCGUCGAAUCGUUUUACAUUCACUUCCGUAUCUCUGAUUGGAUACAUGGACAACAACAAGAGGAUCAAAUGCAAUCACAACAACAACAGCAACAACAAAACAUUGGUGAACCAUUCAACUUUGCAUUGACAACAAGCUUACCACUGGGAGAAUUCACUGUCGUUCUCUAUAGUCAAAACUAUUCAGUAGCAGAGGAGAUAUCGUAUAAAUCAUUUUCAUUCCCUCCACUUCCUCCCCUUACAAAAUCAAACAUUGAAUCACCAGUUACACAAUUAGUACUUCAAGCAUCUGAACUCAAAGAUUUCCACUCGAUCUUCAUUGGAUUCCCAAAGUCUGCUAGAAAACAAAAGUUUAUUGCAAUCUCUCAAUUUUACAAUACAACUGAAUCUCAAGUUAAUGUACCAUCAACCGGUAUUUUUGAUGUUGAAAAAAUAGUUCAUAAAUAUACAUUACCUGUAGGACAUUCAUUGGUUUAUAAUUUUAGUUUGCCAUUCUAUCACAAAAAGUAUCCUUUGAAAGUACGCUUGUCACCUACUCAGCCAAAGAAACAACAGAGUCACGAUCAUCAUCAAUCAAAUGUGAAACCACAAACACCAAAUGCUCCAAUUUUCUUACCAACAACCUAUCAAUAUAUUCCUGGUGUUAUGGAGGAAGGUAAAUUCGUAUACAAUUGCUCACUUACCAAAAUCAAAUUCCAUCAAUCAUCGACACCCUCAAAAAUCAAGAUAAACAAUAGUGGUAAUCAACAACCACCACCACAACAACAACAAGACAAUAAGAGAAUUGUUGUUGAAAGUGCACUGGAAAUGGAGUCCAAACAGAAUACCGAUCAAUUGCAAUUCGUUGAAAUCAAUAAUCAUGUGGUUGGCGAGACACUCGAGCACAAUAAGAUGCAUAUGCUUCUGCAGGAGAGUACAGAGUAUGAAGAGAUCAUCACUGACGAUACAAUCGAUCCUGAACUCGAUGUCUAUGAGGAUGUCUAUGUCGAAAGACCACAUUUAUUCAUGGUAUUGGAUCCCUAUAUAUCCUAUGAAGUUACAUUCACAUUUGACUUUUUCGGUUCGAUUGGAUCAAUGGUGUUCUCCUAUGCACUUUCACUAUUCCCAAGUUGCUAUGCUUUAUUCCUAUGGGUAUUUGCAUCACAAAUGAAUUCCUGGAGAAAGAAAGAUGAAUUUCCAAAUCUUUUAUUAACACUACGAGAAGAAUCAGUCAUUUUGGCACCAUUCUUUAUUUUAAUACCAUUAUUUAUUUAUGUUGUAUUUAAUUUAAUUGGGUAUACAAAUCCAUCUAUUCUAUCUAGUAGAAGUUUAAUUCCAGAUCCAUUUAUCGAUUCUUUUAUGUUGGAACAAAUUCCUCCGUUCUGGGUUAUUCCAUUCCUAUUUAUAUUCUCUGUUUGCAUUGUAAGAUCAUGA
Molecule: messenger RNA, 3012 nt
Organism: Heterostelium album PN500
Lineage: Eukaryota; Evosea; Eumycetozoa; Acytosteliales; Acytosteliaceae
Product: GPI inositol-deacylase
Exons: 6
Coding region: 1-3012 (1003 amino acids)
Biological process (GO): endoplasmic reticulum to Golgi vesicle-mediated transport; GPI anchor metabolic process
Cellular component (GO): endoplasmic reticulum
Molecular function (GO): phosphatidylinositol deacylase activity
Source: RefSeq, a predicted model, not a curated record